AGAACAAAUAGCUGCCCUGCUCAUUAAAUCAAACAGCACCAGGUACGGAGCUUGUGCUACAGGAUGGAAAUCAAUGUGUAUCCUCACCAAGCCUUGAGCUUUCCAGGCCCUCAUGAACUCUAUUUUAAGAACCUCACAAAAAAGAAAAAGCAAAUCAUGGAGAAGAAAGAGAAUAACCGAAAGCUUCGGGUUUGUGUUGCUACUUGCAACCGUGCUGAUUAUUCUAAACUUGCCCCGAUCAUGUUUGGCAUUAAAAUGGAACCUGAGUUCUUUGAACUUGAUGUGGUGGUACUUGGCUCUCACCUGAUAGAUGACUAUGGAAACACAUAUCGCAUGAUUGAACAAGAUGACUUUGACAUUAACACCCGGCUACACACGAUUGUUAGAGGGGAAGAUGAGGCAGCCAUGGUGGAGUCAGUAGGCCUCGCCCUUGUGAAGCUACCAGAUGUCCUUAAUCGCCUAAAGCCUGAUAUCAUGAUAGUUCACGGAGACAGAUUUGAUGCCCUGGCUCUGGCUACCUCUGCUGCCUUGAUGAACAUCCGAAUCCUUCACAUCGAAGGUGGGGAAGUCAGUGGGACCAUCGAUGACUCUAUCAGACACGCCAUAACGAAACUGGCUCAUUAUCAUGUGUGCUGCACCCGAAGUGCAGAGCAACACCUGAUAUCCAUGUGUGAGGACCACGAUCGUAUCCUUUUGGCAGGCUGCCCCUCCUAUGACAAACUUCUCUCCGCCAAGAACAAAGACUACAUGAGCAUCAUUCGGAUGUGGUUAGGUGAUGAUGUAAAAUCUAAAGAUUACAUUGUUGCACUACAGCACCCUGUGACCACUGACAUUAAGCAUUCCAUUAAAAUGUUUGAAUUAACAUUGGAUGCACUUAUCUCAUUUAACAAGCGGACCCUAGUUCUGUUUCCAAAUAUUGAUGCAGGGAGCAAAGAGAUGGUUCGAGUGAUGCGGAAGAAGGGCAUCGAGCAUCAUCCCAAUUUUCGUGCAGUUAAACAUGUUCCGUUUGACCAGUUUAUACAGCUGGUCGCCCACGCUGGUUGUAUGAUUGGGAACAGCAGCUGUGGGGUACGAGAGGUUGGUGCUUUUGGAACACCUGUGAUCAACCUAGGGACACGUCAGAUUGGAAGAGAAACAGGGGAGAAUGUUCUUCACGUCCGGGAUGCCGAUACCCAAGACAAAAUAUUGCAAGCACUGCACCUUCAGUUUGGUAAACAGUACCCUUGUUCAAAGAUAUAUGGGGAUGGAAAUGCUGUUCCAAGGAUUUUGAAGUUUCUCAAAUCUAUUGAUCUUCAAGAACCACUACAAAAGAAAUUCUGCUUUCCUCCUGUGAAGGAUAACAUCUCCCAAGAUAUUGACCAUAUUCUUGAAACUCUCAGUGCCUUGGCUGUUGAUCUUGGUGGGACGAACCUCCGAGUUGCAAUAGUCAGCAUGAAGGGUGAAAUAGUUAAGAAGUAUACUCAGUUCAAUCCUAAAACCUAUGAAGAGAGGAUUAAUUUAAUCCUACAGAUGUGUGUAGAAGCCGCAGCAGAAGCUGUCAAACUCAACUGCAGAAUCUUGGGAGUAGGCAUUUCCACAGGUGGCCGUGUAAAUCCUCGGGAAGGAAUUGUGCUGCGUUCAACCAAGCUGAUUCAAGAAUGGAACUCCGUGGAUCUCAGGACCCCCCUGUCUGACACUCUGCAUCUCCCUGUGUGGGUGGACAACGAUGGCAACUGUGCCGCCCUGGCAGAAAGGAAAUUCGGUCAAGGAAAGGGCCUGGAAAACUUUGUGACGCUUAUCACAGGCACAGGAAUUGGCGGGGGGAUCAUCCAUCAGCAUGAACUGAUCCAUGGCAGCUCCUUCUGCGCUGCGGAGCUUGGCCACAUCGUGGUGUCCCUGGAUGGACCUGACUGUUCCUGUGGAAGCCAUGGGUGUAUUGAAGCAUAUGCCUCUGGGAUGGCCUUGCAGAGGGAAGCGAAAAAGCUCCAUGACGAAGACCAGCUCUUGGUGGAAGGGAUGUCAGUGCCAAAAGACGAAGCCGUAGGCGCACUCCAUCUCAUCCAAGCUGCGAAACUUGGCAACGCGAAGGCCCAGAGCAUCUUGAGAACAGCUGGAACGGCUCUGGGUCUUGGGGUUGUAAACAUCCUCCACACCAUGAAUCCUUCCCUUGUGAUCCUCUCUGGAGUGCUAGCCAGUCACUAUAUCCACACCGUCAAAGACGUCAUCCGCCAGCAAGCCUUGUCCUCGGUUCAGGACGUGGACGUGGUGGUGUCAGAUUUGGUGGAACCUGCCCUGCUGGGUGCGGCCAGCAUGGUUCUGGACUACACGACUCGCAGAAUCUACUAGGCCUCCCAGGCGUGGAGGUGGGCCAAGCCUCGUGAGCUCCUUGGUGGAACCAGGUUGUCUUCUAGACGAGCAUUUCUUAGAAAGCAAAUUUGGUAUUUAAAUUUGUUCUUUGGCAGGCGACUUUGGCAGGGAAGUUUUGCUUUUAGUCUCCUCUUCCAAAGUCAUUUUCCCAGCCCUCACUUUUAUAGAUGCUGCUCUUUCUGGGGUCACUUCAGCUCAAACCUGUAUUGUAGGUACCAGUCACGGUCUUCUGUGCCAAAAGGAACUACAGUAGUAGAUGAGGAAGCCUUCGGACUCUGCUUACUGCAUGUACCACUCAGACCUGCGGGCCUUGCUUGGGGUAUGACUUUGAUACUGGAGUUUGGAUUAUUAAUCCUUCCUCCUCUGACCCAAAAUUUAGAACACAGAAAGGGGUCCAGUCAGGGAACAGAAGGAAAUCUCACCAUGAAAGGCUUAAGUGAACAUUUUAAAAAGUUUUAUUGAGGUAUUUUUUAAAGUGCACAAUUUGAUAAGUUUUGAUGUAUGUAUAUACCUGUGAAACCAUGACCGUAAUCAAGACAUUAGACGUGUCUCACUCCCAAGCGUUACUUGUUGAAAGAUGCCAUUUGUUAUUACUCUUGCAGAAUCGUGAGCAACUUUAGACCAGGAAUCUGAAUUACAGUGGCCUUAGUGAUCUUGUCCUUAUCUUCUUAAGGACAGCUGAGAAGCCACUAGGACUUACAGCCUCUGAAAGGAGAUUAACCAUCCCAAAAGGAUCUUUGCUACUGACUGGCAGGCACCUCUCCCUUCAAGAGCUUUUCAGACUAUGCUGACUGUGAUCCUGGAGUGCCUGUACAUACGGCAGUGUUUGCUGUGUGUCAUACCUCAGGCCCACAUCUGUGAAUCUGCAUUCUUGCUAAGUAAGAUUCCAUGCUUGCACUGGUGUCAAGAUACAAAGGCCAGGGUUCUUGCUAUCAGUUUCAACCUGAAAGAAACACUAACAGCCACCAUUUUUUAAGUGCCUAUUGUGUGCCAGGCUCUGAACUUGGUGCUUCAUACACAUUAUUGUAAGUUCUCACAACCAGUAAGGUAGGUGUUUUAAUUACCAUUUUAUAGAACUAAGUCUUAAGUGGCGUGCCGAAAGCCAUGUGGCUAGUGAGUCUUAGAGACGGGAUCUGAUCCUGGGUCCCUCUGUGCUCUUCUGCUAAGCCACACAACCUCUGUUCGCAUUAAAAACUUUCAAAGGGCAAAAUAUAUUCUAAUUUACUACAGGCUACCAAAAGCUUUCACGAGAAUGCCUGCUUAGUAAAUGACUCGAUUUAUCUGUGACAUUGUCUUCUCAGAGGUGUUUAAUAAAAUAUUCCUGUAUGCUGUGGAAAUGUUGCCAGUACAGUAUUUGGUCUAGUGGCAGGUUUUUAUGGGUACUUUCAGAUGAUCUAAAAAAGCAGAUGCUUUUUAGAUUAUUUUAGGGAAACCUGAAGGUUUCUACAAAAUAGAGGAAUCAGUAUCUCAUGUGAACUACUUCCUUCCUAGUGGAUUAAUGUUAAAAGAUAGGCUCGCUGAUUCCUAGAACUUUAUCAGCUCUGAAAUAAUCUCCAGGUCCUGGUUAUUUUUGAAAUGUUCCUCAUUGAUUCCUGGAAAGGAAGCUAGGUGGCUUGGCCAUCUGUCUGGGGUGAGCUGGGGUACUUGGAAGGGGCAUCAGGUGUUCCUUGGUGAAAUCUGUAGCCAUUCGAUACACCAGACAGUUGCAUUGCUACCAAGUUUCAUACCAAACAUUUGGAAGGAUGGUAUUGAAUCUACAACCAAAUCUUAGUUUUUAUUAAAUUAAUGGAAAGGCUAAAAUAAUAUAUUCCAACAUAAUUAUUACAUGUAGUUAAAUGAUCACAUCUUAAUUUAUUUUAAUGUAAAUAUUUUUAUGUUACUGUUCUGAGUCAAAUUCUAAAGAAAAAAUAAAUAUAUUUCCUU
Messenger RNA from Vicugna pacos (alpaca), 4269 nucleotides. The record is from RefSeq and is a predicted model, not a curated record. NCBI's taxonomy places the organism in Eukaryota, Metazoa, Chordata, Mammalia, Artiodactyla, Camelidae.